This is a messenger RNA of Bombyx mandarina (wild silkworm), 390 nucleotides long. RefSeq names its product cuticular protein RR-2 motif 121 (gene CPR121). The record is from RefSeq and is a predicted model, not a curated record. NCBI's taxonomy places the organism in Eukaryota, Metazoa, Arthropoda, Insecta, Lepidoptera, Bombycidae. Gene Ontology annotation, cellular component: extracellular matrix.
UCAUUAGUACAGAGAAGCUAAUAAUUUAAAAUGUUCUCAAAGAUUGUAUGUCUACUUGGUGUUGUUGCUGUUGCAACUGCGCAGUAUGGUCAUGACCAAAGUCACGGCCACGCCUUCUCGUCGCAACACAUCUCGCGGCACGAUGGCCCCGCACAAGUUGUGCAUGUCAAGGGUCACGGGCACGAUGGUCAUGGUCACGAAGACCACAUCGAUUAUUAUGCCCACCCUAAAUACGAGUUCGAGUACAAAGUGAGCGAUCCUCACACCGGCGACCACAAGAGCCAGCACGAGUCCCGCGACGGUGACGUCGUCAAGGGAUAUUACUCGCUGCACCAGCCUGACGGCUCCAUUAGACAUGUCGACUAUCACGGCGACAAGCACUCAGGGUAA